CCUGUUCCCGGAGAGGAAAAGCUCGCCGCCGGCAUCGACCGGGCACCCCCGCCGUGACAAGUGAGAACCGCGGCGCGUUUCCCGCUGCUUGCUUCGCCCGCCCGUUGUCCCCCUGGCCCUAAUCGGAAGCUGCUGAGCUGCGUAGUAGACGCGCGCAUAGCUGCUGCGGAAGCCAUCGAUCGAUUCCUCAAUCCCCAGCGCUUGUUAAACGAAUCGCCCGAUCCAGCUUGAAAUUCCUAGGUUUGCAUCUCCCCCCGAGAGCUCCGGGCCACCGUGCGAGCAGGAACCAGAAGGGUGAUGGAUAGAGAAGGAGAUGGCUCUGAUCUGGAGCUGCAGAAGCAACAAUGGGCGAGGACGCAGGAUGCGCUCAAGGGUAGGCUCGUUCUCGAGGAUGAUUUCGAGUGGUCUUUACCUUCGGCGAGCUCGAACUCGGAUCAGGGUGAUGCCAGGAGCAAGCUGAAGUAUAUAGGUGGGGUUGACAUUAGCUUCCUGAAAGAAGACCCGUCUACGGCGUGUGCCGCGGUGGUGGUUCUGGAUGCCAAUACCUUGGAAAUCGUCCAUGAGGAGUUCGAUGUCGUCCGGAUGCAAGUGCCGUACAUUCCUGGUUUUCUUGCUUUCAGAGAGGCCCCCAUUCUUCUAGGACUCCUGGAGAAGAUGAAGAUCAAUGCUCAUCAUUUCUACCCUCAGUUACUCAUGGUUGAUGGAAAUGGGUUACUCCAUCCACGAGGUUUUGGUUUAGCAUGUCAUCUUGGUGUCCUUGCAGACCUGCCGACCAUCGGAGUGGGAAAAAAUUUGCACCAUGUGGAUGGUCUUGACCAAUCUGAAGUCAGAAGACAGCUUGAAGCUGAAGGAAACUGCAACAAGGAAUGUAUUUCAUUGACUGGACAGUCGGGGACGAUAUGGGGAGCGGCAAUGCGUUCAUCCCCUGGUUCAUUGAGGCCAAUCUACAUCUCAGUUGGUCAUCGCAUUUCGCUCGACUCUGCCAUUGGGAUAGUGAAGUACUGCUGCAGAUAUCGUGUUCCAGAGCCUACACGCCAGGCUGAUAUAAGAUCGAAGGUAUUCCUCCAAAAGCACCAAAGAUUACAGCAGUAACAAGAUUCGACAAUGGCAAACAGUACCCUUGGGUAGCCUUCUCAUCUUUCUAGCUGAUGUGAAAUUUGAGAAAGAAACUGGCGAGGCAUUGAAACCUCAAGCAACCUCUGUACAGCCUUCUCUAAUACUAGUAUGGAAUUGCAUUUUAUCCCAGAACAGUUUGGCUGUAAGAUAGAUUGUGAUGCCCUUUUUUUUAUCAAUAUCUGAAUUUGUACAUCUUGCUGUGCACAUGCACAACGCACAUAGCAAUUAGCAAGAAGAAUCAAGGACCUGGGUAUACAUUGCAGCAGUGCUGCUUUGUGCGGCCGUAAAAGCAUCGGUAUAUCUUGGAGUACAAUUAUUCGCAAAGAAAAAAAUCUUGCAGUAAAAUAAAGCCACAACAUGAAGACAUUGUACUGCUUUAAUAUCACUAGCAUAUCUUCUGCAUUUAAUCUGAUGUUUUUUCUUCUCAAAAGCAUUUUCCCAAUUAUCAACGUAUCUGUCUCUGAUUUACACUUCAGGAAAAGCACCGGUAUACAUUCCAGUACAAUAAAACCAUGAUGGGAAGGCAUUGUACUGCUGUAAAUCUCCAGCGUAUCUUGCAUUUAAUCUGAUAGAUUUUCUUCUCGAAGGGAUUUUACCGAGAUUAACAGCAUAUAUAUUUUUGAUUGACCAAAUCUUAUGCUCUUUAAUGCACACUGCCUGUAUAAACAUGGGGAGACGAGAUACCAGCAGUGCAGCAUAUACAAAGAACACUUCUGCUUAAUUUCCAGAGACGUAUGUAGACAACGGUGAGAUGGCUGCAACUUUUCACUCUGUCAUUUGCAAGAUCCUUGUUAUUGCUAUGGUUUGUGCUGCCCUCCUUUUCUCAUCAGGAACAGCGCAGUACAUGUGCAUGGGCAAAUGCGCGGACAUACCCGACUGCGACAACUAUUGCAAGACGAAGGGAGUGUACCCCAAGGGAGGGGUGUGCCUGCCCCUCCACCAUUACUGCUGCUGUUACAUUUAGCGGGGUCUGAGGACGGCCGCCUCUUUCCCCAUGAUUUUUUUGUUAUCGGUCGUUGAUUGUGAAAUCGAUGGCAUCUGAAUAAAAUGGAAACACUUAUAUGAA
Messenger RNA from Triticum dicoccoides, 2182 nucleotides. Its product is annotated as endonuclease V-like. Gene Ontology annotation, cellular component: nucleolus; cytoplasm. Lineage: Eukaryota; Viridiplantae; Streptophyta; Magnoliopsida; Poales; Poaceae. Gene Ontology annotation, molecular function: RNA endonuclease activity producing 5'-phosphomonoesters, hydrolytic mechanism; single-stranded RNA binding. Gene Ontology annotation, biological process: DNA repair. The transcript is spliced from 9 exons. The record is from RefSeq and is a predicted model, not a curated record. Bases 298 to 1092 code for a protein of 264 amino acids.